Molecule: messenger RNA, 3159 nt
Organism: Fusarium poae
Lineage: Eukaryota; Fungi; Ascomycota; Sordariomycetes; Hypocreales; Nectriaceae
Exons: 4
Coding region: 1-3159 (1052 amino acids)
Source: RefSeq, a predicted model, not a curated record
AUGGGACUCUUCAGCAAGGCCUUGCGCCGCCGCCGCAAUCGAGCAGGCCCCCAGGUCGAUCUUUUGAGCGCAGCUUUUGGUUUUCCCUUUCGCUACGGGAGUAAAUCUUCAUGCAACAAGAGUCCUGGUCGGAUGAAAAUCGUCUAUGAUCCUCCCUCUGACUCCAACGACGAAUCAGACUCGGAUGAAACAUGCUCUUCAUCUUCCCAGGAAGACCGUGGACGACAACAACAUCGCAGUCGUCAUCUUUCUGAAAGACCUCCGACGCCUCAUCGAAGCACCCCAGCGUCUCCUAGCUCUUCAAAGAAGAGCUCUUCACGAAAGAAGCAGCAUCGCCGACGCCGUUCGCGGGCUUCGUCUCGAUCUAGCCCUGCAAAAUCGAUCCGUUCUCGAACCUCCCGCUCGACAUCUCGUCGAUCAAACAUUGGAAACAUGACUAGCCCACCAUCUAUCCCUUGUGUACAGAGUUCUGCAACAUUCACGCCUCCCAUUCCUAUUCAUUUGUCGAAAGCGCCUUGUAAUAUUGUACAGUCAAAAACAUUUCCUAUUUCUACUUUGAACCAACCUUUUGGACUUCCAGUAUGCCAGCCUAUGCCUCAGCAGCAAGUAUACUACCAGAACCCAGUCAACUUUGGGCCGCCUCAGCCAUCUACUAUGCUUCGGGCUCCGGUUCCUCAGUUCAUGGCUCCGGCUAUGCCUCCACCUGUCAUGGUGCAGCCACCUCCUGGUCUAGCGACAGUACCCGUGUCCUCUGCAACUUCAAACAGCAACGUAAUACCUCCAGUAACAUCAGGCGUCGAUUCUUCGAAGCCAAACUCUCAAGCUCCUGGGCUAUCUGACCCGUGGAAUAAAGAUAUACAGCGACUGCAGAAACACAUUGACUCAAAGAUGGCUGAUCUAUCUUCCGAGCCCAAUAGCCGAGUUUUGCGCCGCGACCUUCGUCGUCUACAAGACCGCCUGAACUCGACCUUGAACAAAGCUAUUACGCACAGCAAGAAGUCACACGCAAGAAAGCUUUCUCUUACAUCGGUCAGCAACUUGUCGCAGUUGGCCUUCGACGGAGAUACCGCAAACGAGGCUGCAACCGCACCGGUCCGCAGCCUUCUCGCACCUGUGCACAAAACUGAGAAUGAACAGUACCGAAAGUAUCACACUCAGAAGGUCAAAAGCUCUCGACACAUUCCACGUCACCAUAUCUGCUCAGGAUGUGGUAACAUUCGCUCGCAGCUGUUCCAUAAGCGUUGGCCCUUAAAAGACUCUAGAAAAUCACACAAGAUCAACUACUGCGAGAGCUGCCGAAAAGAGAUGUGCAAUCGAGGUAUCGUUCAGAAAUACCACUUUUGUUUCAACUGCGGAGGUGCGAGGUCGAUGGCAUUUCAUCAGCAGUAUCCAGUGCUGCCGGGCGAGCCUCUCUUCGCCAACUAUUGUGGUUCAUGCACCGAAGAGUUCAAGGUGUAUGAGAGUCUUCCGGACCAUUCUGUCAUCAACUUUGUUGACCCAAAAGUUGAGACACACACAGAGAUAACCACUCCUUCUGAUUCGGAAGAUGACUUGGAUUCACUCACUGUCAAUCGUCACCAAAACAGCAAAGCCGACCGUGACAGUGUUCGAAGCGAUCAGCAAUCCGAAUUCAAAUUUUGGCAACCUGCCGAGCCACCUCGCGGAAGGGGAACAGAGCCACGUACCCCUAAAUCGCCUGUUGUUGCAUUAGAUGCCGACUACGUGCCCCCUGAAUCGCCCUACUGCCCCUCGCGAAGCACUAGUUCUUCUGACCGUCGAGCGGAGAGGAAGUCCUCUAGUCAAUUCAGCACAGGCUCCAGUCCUCAUAGAGAGGAAUUUGAGGCGAACGGCAACUACCAAGCGCCCUACGUCGAAGAUUCCUCGUCGAGUCAUCAUUCCAGAAUAACCACCCCGACCUCUAGCCUUCGCUCCAAGAAGAGAGGACAGAAGACUGAAUCCAAAGAUCGUGCACCUCGAAAAAGCCUCUCACCCGAUGUUGUACUCAAGUCCGCACUGGCAGGUAGUGACCGGUCGUCCUCGGAUGGAUCUAGAAAGGCCAGAGCCGAGAAGUCAGAUGAAUCGCCUCGGGUUCGCGGGAAAUCUCUCGACUCUGACUGUUCCGAACCAAGUUCUUCCAAAUCUUCGGGCAGCAAGACAGUGAGGUUCAAACAGUCUGUCGACAUUCGUACAGCCUUGCCAAAAGAUGCAGACGACUUCUCAGAGCCUGGAAGUCCCAGAUACCUGCGUUCUCCUGGCUCUCCUCUUAUCUCUCGCAAGCAAUCUGCCUCUCGCCGUACCAAAGAAACGAGAGACAAUUACCUGCAUCCUCACUAUGGUCAACAUUCGAAUAUACCUUCAGGCUUUCAUCGUGAGCACUUGCAUACUCCUGAUAGCUUUGUCCCUGGAACACCUUCAAAGGGGUACUCCAAAGGAGCAUUCAGUAAGGACUUUGGCAGUGGCGGACAUUGGGAUUCUUUCCCAAGCCCUGGAUAUCCUUACGCCGACCAUUACUCGGAAAACUCUUUCCGUGACUACUACGAUGCCGAUGAGGACUUCAAGCCAUCAUCUUCUCAUCCCUACAACUAUGACCAGUACAGGGAGUCGACCGCAUCCCUUCCGUCGCGCCUUUCUACCGGUAGUAUAUUUGCCUCCUUCUUCAAGAAGGACAAGGCAUCUUCUGAAAGAUUUGGCCCUCGCAGUUCCAAUGACAGUCAGACAACACCUUGCCCUCGGCCAUCUCAGUGUUCCUCAAACAUCUUUAGUUCAUUCACGGAACCUGAGUUGCACAGCUGCACAGACACAGGGUCAGCUACUGAGAAAGGUAGUGGUCCAGCUGGAAAUAACCCAUAUUACACGCCUCGCCAGCGCAGUUACCCAGAAUCUCCGUACGGUGGUUCUCCUACCGGAUCAGAGAAAUCCUCCAAGCGGGGUUUUAACCCAUCUCCGUCCGCAAAGUCGGAUAAGUUUGUUUGGAAGAAUGCCUUUGAUCCUAUCCCAGUCGUUGAAGAGCUGGGCACUGCCGGUGACACUUCCCCUGAGAGCCCAAAAGACCUGCUUGAGUUCAAUAUCAUCAUCAACCCAGCUUCUCCCAUAGACGCUGAAGAUGAGGUAUCAUCAGAGUCGUACUCCAGCACACCACCUUCAUCGGACGAAAACUAG